Molecule: messenger RNA, 870 nt
Organism: Peronospora farinosa
Lineage: Eukaryota; Oomycota; Peronosporomycetes; Peronosporales; Peronosporaceae
Source: the annotation of a GenBank genome assembly
AUGAGUACUUCUACUUCCAAGUUUAAGCUGGCGCUGUGUCAGAUUGCAGUAAGCAACGACAAGCAAAAGAAUAUUGCUACGGCCACUGCCGCUGUGACCGAGGCUGCCAAGAAUGCAGCACAGAUAGUGUCGCUACCUGAAUGCUGGAACUCGCCUUACGCCACCACCUCCUUCCCACAGUACGCAGAGGAGAUUCCAGAGAAGAAGAUGCUGCUGAGUGAAAAGGAUCACCCAUCCACCUUUGCGCUAUCACAGCUCGCUGCCAAGCUCCAGAUUUACCUGGUCGGUGGCUCCAUUCCGGAGAAGGACGCGGCUGGCAAAGUUUACAACACGAGCGUCAUCUUUUCACCUGAGGGUGACAUUUUGGGCAAGCAUCGCAAGGUCCAUCUGUUUGAUAUUGACGUGCCCGGUAAGAUCACCUUCAAGGAGUCAGACACACUUUCCCCGGGCAACAGCUUGACGCUCUUUGACACGCCAUACGGCAAGAUCGGCGUCGGCAUUUGCUAUGACAUUCGCUUCCCAGAGCUGUCGAUGCUCAUGAAGAAGCAAGGUGCCAAAAUUUUGCUUUUCCCGGGCGCCUUUAACCUUACCACGGGACCGGCACACUGGGAGCUCUUGCAGCGCGCUCGCGCAGUUGACAAUCAGCUGUACGUGGCUGCGGCCUCACCUGCACGUGGCCCGGAGGGCGGCUAUCAGGCAUGGGGCCACUCUACGGUGGUCUCUCCCUGGGGCGAAGUGGUGGCCACAUGCGACCACGGUGAGUCUAUUGUGUACGCUGACGUGGACCUGGAGAAUGUUGAGGAGAUGCGUCGCAAUAUUCCGACGUCGCACCAGUCACGCUCGGACAUUUACGAGCUGGUGCAGAAAUGA